Molecule: messenger RNA, 881 nt
Organism: Lactuca sativa (garden lettuce)
Lineage: Eukaryota; Viridiplantae; Streptophyta; Magnoliopsida; Asterales; Asteraceae
Source: RefSeq, a predicted model, not a curated record
CAUUCUUGUAAAACAUAAAACGAGAUACAAUGGAUGCAAUCAAAGCUCUAUCCUCUUUUCAAGUUGAUGUGAAGAUUAUGAGUGCAAAAAACAUCCAAGUUUCCAACUCCAAAGACUACUUGUUUGUUAGAUGCUACCUUUCGGUUGGAAAUAACAAAAGGGUGCGUUUAGAGAGUCAUGCAAUCUCUCCAAAUGAGAAAAUCAGUUGGAAUGAAUCAUUCUCUUUGGAUUGCAUAGCGACACAAUCCAUAGACGCGAUCAUUCAGGGAACUGUGGUUUUUGAACUCCGUUCCAGGAGUAGUAAAACUCCUUUGUUACACAAGUUCAUUGGAGGUAAUGCAAACGUUCGUGGGUCACAACUCCUUGGAAGAGGUGAAGUCUCAUGGAGAAGUGUUUUCGAGUCCCAAAACAUGGAAGGUGAGAGGUGGCUAGUGAUGAGAUCAAAGAAAGCUGACAUUAAAGCGCCUUCUAUUUGUGUAAGUAUGAAGAUUCAAAACCCACAGGUGAAAAAUGAAACAAAGUCGACGAAAACUUUUGGCAAGUUGAAGAAUAAGCGGGAUGAAAGCUGUGGUUGCUCACAUGGUCACUGUUGUGAAACUUCGUGCAUUGAUAGUGAGCUUUUUGCCAUAGGAUUUGCCUUGGAUGCUUUUUAGGUAAAAAUAAAAUUUGGAAAAUACAUAGAUUAGAAAAUAGAUAGAACGAAAACACUUGCCUAAUACAAUGACAUGUAUGAAGGUUAUAAUUAUGUAAAAGGUAAAUGUUUGUUGUUUGGUUGACAAGGGACACAAUCAUUGUUCAUAUAAAAAAUUUGGUGUACAUGUAAUGUAAAAAGACACCUAUAUAUGGCUAUAUUACCCUAAUUAAAUAAUUGAUUUGUGCUA